ACAUCCUGUGGCUACUUUGUAUCCCAAGACUCGUCAUUUGGAAACCAGAUCCUACCAGUGUUACCCAGAUUUGAUAAUAAGUGAUUGCAAUAAUGUCUGCAAUAAUGAAACUGAAGACCUUAGAGGGUCAUUUAGAGGGCUUAAAUGGGUUUACGGAGCCAAAAGUACAGUUAGAACAAUAUGAGACACCAGCCCAUCUCGCAGCUACUGCGCUCUAUACUAUACAGACACAAUUUGAAUCAAUAGAAAACAGCAUAGUCCUGGACGCGGGCUGUGGGCCGGGCAUCUGGGGUAUCGGUGCGGCUCUGCUCGGAGCUAGCUUCGUCACCGCCGUGGAUGUCGACGAGCACGCUCUGAACGUCUUCAGGGAGAAUGUGGAUGACAUGGAAAUAACUAAUAUUGAUGCUAUACAGUGCGAUUUCUUGGAGUCGAGCGUGUGCCAAUGGGAGGGUUACUAUGAUACAGUUUUGAUGAACCCACCGUUUGGCACUAAGAACAACAGCGGCAUCGACAUGCAGUUUCUCCGCAUGGGUACUUUCCUCAGCUGUGAUAGUGUGUACUCUUUACACAAGUCUUCUACAAGAAAACACAUAGAAAAGAAAGUCAAGGAUUGGGGCAUGAAGGGCAGUGUGAUUGCACAAAUGAAAUACAAUCUAUCACAGACAUACAGGUUCCACAAACAACAUUCUAUGGACAUAGCUGUUGAUAUAUGGAGGGUGUAUCAUCCACAUUAAUGAAGCUUAGAACUUAACACUAAACAUUUGUACACUAAGUACCUAUGUGAGGGCUUGUACACUAUACUGAAAAUCGGCGCGAUGCGAAUUCACAACGCUGAAAACUUCAAUUUUCGGUGACCAUUGAACCAUUCCUGCCACAACCAUCUUCCGUACUGAACGUAUUUUUUCUUAAGUCGUGGCAUGGAUAGCAAUAUUUGUUUUUUAAAUAAAAACCUACAACCGACAUUACAUGACUGGCCUAUUAGUCUAGUGGUUAGUACUAACCUCUAGAGUCUAGACCAAAAGGACUAUAACACUUCAUUAAGUGACCCUGACUGCUAUUGCGCAGGUCGUGGGUUCGAUCCCCACCCAGGACAAAUAUUUGUGUGAUCAACAACAAUGUGUGUGAAAUAUAUGAGUAUGUUUAGUGCUUGUGUGAUGCGAAUGAAUGUGCAAGUGGUUGCGUCGCGCGAGCGUGUACAAGCCCUAAUAGAAAAUCGAAAAUUUGAAGAGUGAUUUUUGAACGUGUGUUCAAUUCCUAAAAUCCUAGGUACCCCGUAUAUUUUUGCUAGGUCGUCCGCGAUAUCAGAUCGUGGGAAUAUAGCAUAAUUAUUAAUACUGAGGCAAAAGUGAUCAUUUUCUACUUAGUGUAAGCACAAUACUGCUCUGCAUUGAUUUUACAAUUAGUUUGUUUUUUUGCCACUUUCAGUUCAGAUCCUGGCAUUUUGUUGGCAUUACAAUGUAUUUAUAAAACCUCAUUUAUGUAUAAAUAAUGGUGAUAUAUAAUGUAAUAUAAGCUAGAUAAUAUAUUGUAUGUUUCAAACUUAAUAAAUAAAAUAAAGGACUGAUGAAAUCUUAAAUAAACUCAUGAAAUGA
This is a messenger RNA of Trichoplusia ni (cabbage looper), 1592 nucleotides long. It is a transcript of the gene Mettl5, whose product is annotated as methyltransferase-like protein 5. Lineage: Eukaryota; Metazoa; Arthropoda; Insecta; Lepidoptera; Noctuidae. The record is from RefSeq and is a predicted model, not a curated record. The transcript has 4 exons. Bases 93 to 734 code for a protein of 213 amino acids. Gene Ontology annotation, molecular function: nucleic acid binding; rRNA (adenine-N6-)-methyltransferase activity. Gene Ontology annotation, biological process: rRNA methylation.